Molecule: messenger RNA, 789 nt
Organism: Fusarium verticillioides 7600
Lineage: Eukaryota; Fungi; Ascomycota; Sordariomycetes; Hypocreales; Nectriaceae
Exons: 1
Coding region: 1-789 (262 amino acids)
Source: RefSeq, a predicted model, not a curated record
AUGUCAACAUCACCGAGCCAUCAACCCGCAGCAAAUCCUAUCCAAAUCCUCUAUCAACAACCGUCAUCACGUUGGAACCUCUCUGAAUAUAUCAUGAAUAUCAUUAAGAACAUCGUCCAGAAGCUCCAGGAGCUUCCUGUUCCUCAGUGUCCUACCAAGCAAUACACCACAGGCUCCCAAAUUCUUGAGAUUAUUGACAAGGCAAAGCCCCACCGCAAAGUUGAGAUUGAGAACGACCCUAACGAUGAGGACAAUGACGUUAUAGGGGAGGUCUGCUGGUCUAAAAUCCGGAAGUCCCCUGUCUUGGAGGAAAACUUCUGGCCUAGCAUCCGAAAACACAUCCUCGCCGAUGAUCCCGACGCCAUACCCAUAAAAGCCAUAUGUACCAUCUGCUGGGACGAACUUCGAGUAACAUGUAUCUCCCCCGAUGACAAACUCGACUUCGGUUUUGUGGCGCCUUGCGGCCACAUCAUGUGUCGUGUAUACUGGCCACGCGAGUAUAACCCGUCGCACUCUCCCUUUCAAGACUGCCGCAAGUGCCCAGUUUGCCAUCUUUCACUUGCAUGUUUCCAUUGCCGUAAGGAUUGCGACAAGGUAGUGAUUCCCACGCAUGGUGGGAAGGCUGGUAUCGAGUCUUUUCCCGAGACAGGUCCGGAAUGCGGGCGAGAGUAUCGUCCUUGGUGUAAGGACUGUGCUGGGCCUGGAGAUGGUUUUUGGUUUGAGAAUAUUGAGGAGUGCGAGAGCACGGAUAGCUCUUCUGAUAGAAGUGUUCUACUUACUCUCCGUUGA